ACAGGUAGGUAAUCUCCCAAAAAGUCUGUCGUAUUGUACGUUAAUAGUAACGUAGAACGACUCGGCGUUGAGUUGUAAUGUGGAGGUAUAUCCCGCGAGAGUGCUCGGGCGAGAAGAGUUAUCUUAAAGUGUCCUUCAGGUGAGGAGAUCGUCUGAGCCACCAUGGGUCUGCACUCGUCCCAGAAGAAGCACUUCCCUCUGCGGGGGAUCGACGGCGUUGUUCAGCUGUUUGACGCUGAGCUCCGUAAAUCUGAGCCAGACCUGGCCCUCCUCUCACUGGUCCUUGGUUUUGUUGAGCACUUCCUGGCUGUGAACCGGGUCGUCCCCAUAAAUGUCCCGGGGGUGCGGUUUGAGCCACUGGAGCCGGACUGUCCCAGCUCGUGUUUCCCGACCGUGGAGCUGGGGAUGAUCUCUGCACUGUACGAGCGCUUCACGGCACAGAUCCGCGGCGCCGUGGACCUGUCUCAGUACCGCCGGACUGCUGCCGGGUCCAGCAGGGAGCUGGUGAAGAAAGUCUCUGACGUGAUCUGGAACAGUCUGAGCCGCUCGUACUUCAAAGACCGAGCCCACAUCCAGUCCCUGUUCAGUCUCAUCACUGGUACCAAACUGGACAGCUCAGGUGUGGCGUUUGCUGUGGUGGCGGCCUGUCAGGUUCUUGGUCUUAAAGACGUCCAUCUAGCGCUCUCUGAGGAUCAUGCCUGGGUGAUCUUUGGUAAAAAUGGUGAAGAGACAGCCGAAGUCACCUGGCAUGGGAAGGGGAACGAGGACAGACGAGGACAAACGGUGGCAACAGGAGUCAGUGAGAAGAGCUGGCUCUACCUGAAGGGCUCCUACAUGAAGUGCGACAGGAACAUGGAGGUGGCGUUCAUGGUGUGUGCCAUCAACCCGUCUCUGGACCUGCACACUGACAGCUCUGAGCUCCUGCAGCUGCAGCAGAAACUUCUCUGGCUGCUGUACGACCGAGGAAACCUGGACAGGUAUCCCAUGGCGAUGGGCACUCUGGCCGACCUUGAAGAUCAGGAGCCAAUCCCAGGAAAGGAGAACCCGCUGAAAAUCCACCUCCAGGCCGUGACCUCUGCUCAGAGGCACUACAACAACGAGCACAUCUACCCCUACAUGUACCUCGCAGGUUUCCACUACAGACACAGGAACGUCAGGGACGCUCUGAGGGCCUGGGCCAAGGCUGCUCAGGUCAUGCAGGACUAUAAUUAUUUCCGUGAGGACGAGGAGAUCUACAAGGAGUUCUUUGACAUCGCGAACGAUGUGAUCCCCAACCUGCUGAAGGAGACGGCUGCUGCUGCGGAGAGUUCGGGGGAGGGAGGAGAGGGGGGGGAGGUAGCCGACAAGGAGCCGAAGCAGGCGGCCGCUUUCUCCGCUCUGCAGGACUCUGACUGUUUCGCUCACCUGCUGCGUUUCUAUGACGGCAUCUGUAAGUGGGAGGAGGGAAGCCCCACGCCUGUCCUUCAUGUGGGCUGGGCCACCUACCUGGUCCAGUCCCUGAGCCGCUUUGAUGCUCAGGUGCGUCAAAAGGUGUCCAUCAUCACCAAAGAGCUCGAGUCUCAGGACGAAGAUGACCAGUCCAGUGAUGACCCCCGAGAAGGUCGCAGACGACCCCCGAGGAGGGAGUCCAAGCUGGAGGAGCAGAGUUCUCCUCAUUCUUCUGCUCCUCCCACCUCCCCCUCGUCCCAGCCUCCUCCAGCAGCAGCUCAGCCCAAGAAGGUGGGAGAGGGAGGGGGCCGUCGCCGCUCCUCUCAGGGCCCGCGUGGAGGCGACACUGAAGGAAAACCCAAAUCCCCAAGCCCGGACUCCUCUCCCUCCUCCCAGCAUCAGCAGGAGGCGCCCCCCUCACCUACCUCCUCCCCGGCCGGGCCCGUGGUGGUGUUCCAGAGCGAGAAGAUGAAGGGGAUGAAGGAGCUGCUGUGUGCCGCCAAGGUGAACUCCAGCGCCAUCAAGCUGCAGCUCACGGCGCAGUCGCAGGUCCAGAUGAAGAGACAGAAGAGCACGCCGAGCGGAGAUUACUCCAUGUCCUUCAUGAAGAGGCAACGCAAGUCUCUGUAGACACCGAGGAGGAGGAGGAGGAGGAGGAGGAGACUCAUACUGUGAACAUCUCGCUUUCAUUCGUCAAACUCUUUUAGCCGUGUUUUCAUCAGUUCAGUCUCGCAGUUUCAGCAAUAUUUUUCAGUUGCACUCUUCACAUAUCAGGUUUGAUGACGGCAAAGAAAAACACGCUGCAUCAGCAACUCAAAAUGUUUUCAUCAGGAGCAAACGGGAUGCAACUGCAGGACGAAGCAAUUUUAUAACAAAUAAACAAAUAGGAGGGAAACAUGCUGCAUGAAGUCAAAGCAAAGGCUUUAAAAUCAAACCUGCUUAAACGACACAAAGUCAAAAACACAAACAAAAGUAACAGAAAAAUCCUGCACAUCCGAUCAUGACAGUCAAAGUGCUUCUGGCCUGUAGGGGGCGCUGCAGGGUGUAGCUGCUGUUCAGCUCAGUGAGCCAGGCAGACGGUGGUAUUUUCAGUUCUACUCUGCUUAGAGAACUCUUGAGGAUCGGCGAGUGUUGGUGUUGUCUCUUUAACCCAACGACAAAGUUAACUGAGGGUUAAUCAGGACUCUGGUGGAAGGGUUGAGGAAAAACGACGGCACUGCUGCAUUCCCCGUCUUCAGUCUGACUUAUAGUCCCCAAACGUCGAGUCCUCCUGGCAACGCAAAUCUCCUAUUGUGUCCAUUAAAGCGCCCCCUACAGGCCUGGAGCACUUUGUAUGCAUUGACUGGAUGUGCAGCAUGUUUCUGUGGCUUUCUAAUCUGCAGUGCUUGCUUUUGCGGCACAUUUGCUGACGAUGCAUCGCUUUCUCCUGAUGGAAAUCCUCUGGGCCGUUGCAGCGGGUUCGCCCUUGUCGUCCGCCGUAACUUAAAACUGAAGGAGGGAACAUUUCAUUGUGUUUUUAUUCAACUUCAGCCGGAAACAAACAGACUUUUCCUGGUUUGACAGAUUGUAAACACUCAUUAGUUUGUGUAUUAAUUGGCAGCCAAUUGCACACUGACUAUUAACUUCUGAUUGACUCACAUGUGGAUGUUUUGAAGCCAAAGUUUCUCCAGAAUCCAGCGUACAGAGGAGUGAAAACGACCAUUAGGACAGUGUUGAUGACUGAAGCCUGGAAGUGAUUGAUUUAGGAUAGUUACUGUGUAACAUUGUCCACCUGUGCUCGAUCCACAGCUUCUUAUUGCUAGCUCUUUGUUGCCUUACGUUGCCUUUGUUCUUUCUACAGUAGGUGGCCUUUAGUGUCGGUUAGCUGCGUUAGGCCUCAUUUCUGACGAGUAGAGAGGAGCAGGAGACCAUGCACUGUUGAGACGGCGCCUCAGUAGGAGGCCCGAUACAUCGAUUUACCUUUUAGUUGUUGUUUUUGUAUCUGCAAGUAAUAAAGGUCUGAUGGAAA
This is a messenger RNA of Labrus mixtus (cuckoo wrasse), 3436 nucleotides long. It is a transcript of the gene men1, whose product is annotated as multiple endocrine neoplasia I. Bases 163 to 2058 code for a protein of 631 amino acids. Gene Ontology annotation, biological process: negative regulation of cell cycle; negative regulation of cell population proliferation; regulation of transcription by RNA polymerase II. Gene Ontology annotation, molecular function: transcription cis-regulatory region binding; chromatin binding; Y-form DNA binding. The transcript has 10 exons. Gene Ontology annotation, cellular component: chromatin; nucleus; histone methyltransferase complex. Lineage: Eukaryota; Metazoa; Chordata; Actinopteri; Labriformes; Labridae. The record is from RefSeq and is a predicted model, not a curated record.